UUGCUCCACUGACCAAUAGGAAGAUGGACAAUUUAGAACAGAUGGUAAAAGAAUAUAAUACCCACAGCUGCAGUCAGGCAUGUUACCAAUGAAGAGAGAGCUGGUUAUUGGGGUAGGAAAGUGAAAUACUUUCGGUUCUAAGCUAAAUGGAUGUCAGUUCCAACACUGUGGUUGUUACAGGAUUUGGUCCCUUUCGACAGCAUCUAGUGAAUUCCAGCUGGGAAGCAACAAAAAAGCUUUUUGACCUUGGCCUUGGCCACGAUGUAGACCUGCACAUCAUCGAACUGCCGGUGGCUUAUCGAAAAGCAAAAGAGCUUGUAUGUAAAGCGUGGUCCACCUUCCAGCCCCAGCUCAUGGUUCACACUGGGCUGGCUUCUACCUCAAAACCAACUAUAAUUCUGGAGCAGUGUGGAAAGAACAAAGGCUAUAACGAAAUGGAUGUUUGUGGGUUUUGUCCAGAAGAUGGUUGUUGUUUCUUAGAAGGCCCGGAAAAACUAGAGUCUACAAUUAAUAUGAAAAAAGUCUGGAAAAAUGUUCAGGUAGAAGGGAUAGAUGUCAUUUUUUCCAGAGAUGCAGGAAGGUACAUCUGCGAUUAUACCUAUUACAUUUCACUUUACUAUGGUAACGGAAGAGCAGCGUUCAUCCACGUGCCUCUUCUAUCCAAGUGGGUAACAGCAGAACUUCUAGGAAGAGCACUGCAGAGCAUCAUCUUGGAGAUGUUAAAGCAAUGCAAACAAGGAAAAAUAUAAACCCAAAAUUAGAAGUCUUACACGAGACAUUCGUUUUUGUCCACGAGUCACGGGAACAUUACCGCCAGCCACAGCUUCACACUGAAAUCACUGCAGCCCCUCGUGAUCUGGCGAUCAAGUGUGUGUGCACUGCCCCACGUGGUUCUGCAUGCACUGAGGAAGGGCAUGGAAAGCAGAAAAUCAAAGGCGCUUCGCGUGUGUAUCAGAGGCUGUAGUAAGAGUUUGCUAGGUGGGGAGGCAUCACCUUCCCCCCCCCCCCCCCGUAUAGGUGUGUGCAUCUCUGUGUGUAUUUGUGUGUGCGUGCGUGCAUACACACAAGUGUGAACAGUUAUGGAAACAGAAACAAAGCUAAAGGGGACCUUUGUAAAGCAAGCUUCCCUACUCUAGUUUCAUGGAGAAAAUGUUAAUGAUUGCUGCAGAUCUGGAAUGAUCCAGAUGGAGAACCAGAAAACGGAUGGAAAAGAAAAAUGUUUUCCUGUUCUGAUCUCAGUGUACUUUAGAAGUGUCUUACUGAAUAAACGGCAACACAGUAGGCACAAAUGCAUACAGAAUCCUUUUUAUUUAACUUAA
This is a messenger RNA of Varanus komodoensis (Komodo dragon), 1319 nucleotides long. It is a transcript of the gene PGPEP1L, whose product is annotated as pyroglutamyl-peptidase I like. NCBI's taxonomy places the organism in Eukaryota, Metazoa, Chordata, Lepidosauria, Squamata, Varanidae. Bases 147 to 749 code for a protein of 200 amino acids. Gene Ontology annotation, molecular function: pyroglutamyl-peptidase activity. Gene Ontology annotation, biological process: proteolysis. Gene Ontology annotation, cellular component: cytosol. The record is from RefSeq and is a predicted model, not a curated record. The transcript is spliced from 5 exons.